Messenger RNA from Pelmatolapia mariae (spotted tilapia), 9311 nucleotides. Its product is annotated as calmodulin-binding transcription activator 1-like. Gene Ontology annotation, cellular component: nucleus. Bases 91 to 4899 code for a protein of 1602 amino acids. Gene Ontology annotation, molecular function: double-stranded DNA binding; transcription coregulator activity; protein binding. The record is from RefSeq and is a predicted model, not a curated record. The transcript has 21 exons. NCBI's taxonomy places the organism in Eukaryota, Metazoa, Chordata, Actinopteri, Cichliformes, Cichlidae. Gene Ontology annotation, biological process: regulation of transcription by RNA polymerase II.
CCCCCCUCCCACUACCACUAGGUCGAGUCGAGGAGGAGGAGGAGGAGGAAGAGGAGGAGGAGGAGGGAUGAGGCGCGCGGCGGAGGGGAAAUGGCUGCCGAAAACAAGCCGGAAGGACUGAAGAAGAUAAGAAAUCCAGAGCGAAUGGUCAGGAUUGCUGUUGGCUACACUGGACACACCCCUCCCAAGAGUGACGACACUGACGCCAACAAUGAGCCCGGCCAGUUGAAGAUUUACCUUCCUAAGAAGCUGCUAGAGUGUCUACCCAAAUGUUCCUCUCUGCCCAAGGAGCGCCAUCGCUGGAACACCAACGAGGAAAUUGCUGCAUAUCUCAUCACUUUUGAGAAACACGAUGAGUGGCUGACGACGUCGCCGAAAACCAGACCUCAGAAUGGCUCUAUGAUCCUCUACAACCGUAAAAAGGUGAAGUACAGGAAAGAUGGGUACUGCUGGAAGAAAAGGAAAGAUGGCAAGACCACCCGAGAGGAUCACAUGAAGCUGAAAGUCCAGGGAGUAGAGUGUCUGUAUGGCUGCUACGUCCACUCCUCCAUCAUCCCCACCUUCCAUCGUAGAUGCUAUUGGCUGCUGCAGAACCCAGACAUUGUGCUGGUGCACUACCUGAAUGUACCGGCGGUGGACGACAGCGGGAAGCCAUGCGGCCCUGUCCUCUGCUCCAUCAACACCGACAGGAAAGAGUGGGCAAAGUGGAGCAAGGAGGAGCUCAUUGGACAACUCAAGCCCAUGUGUGCUGGAAGCAGCCUGCAUCAGAAAUGUUCCAGUGUCAAGCAGCGCAUCAUCUCCUCCAAGCAGGAGUCAGGAGCAGCAGCAGGAGGGGGAACUGCAGUCGGUACCAAUGUAGCAGCAGGCCAGAGAGCUGAGGAAGCAGAUGGCACAGAGGUCCAGAACAGCGACGUGUCAGAGGGCCAGACAGAGCCCAAUCCUGGAGGGGGGAGGAGCAGAGCAGGUGGAGGAGAGAGGAGGAAUGGCAGGAUACCCAAACCCUCCUUACUCCCACAGAGCAGCAUGGAGGUGUCUUCUUCUACUUCCACCAACCAGGUGGAGGUCCCUGACACCACCCAGAGCUCCCCGCUGUCAAUCACCAGCGACAUGGCUGACAGUCCUGCUCUUGCAAUUGGAGCGGGCUUAUCACAGAGCACAGCUGUGUUCAUGUCUGAGGUCACCACGCUCACUGGGGAUUCGGUUUAUUCCGCCGGCCACACCCACCUGCUGGCAGCUACCCACGACAGUGCCACCGCUGGGAUUCUGUUAGCUGUUGCCCCUGAAAACCAGAGAUUUGCAUCAUUUCCUGGUGGAGUAGGAUUGGGCGAGGGAGGAGAGUUGGUCCUGUCCAGCUCUUUAGACUCUGGUGGAGCAGUCAGCCUUCCUGAAACCACCAUGACCUUUGACCCCGAUUGCUUCCUCAACAAUCCCAAGCAGGGCCAGACAUAUGGAGGAGGUGGAGGGAAGACUGAGGGCUGUAACGGUGAUGAUGGAGGCCUCCACUGUUCCUCUAAUGGCUUUGUCUACAGCCCAACCCUCGUCAACAACAUCAAGACGGAAGCUACACCCCUAGAACAACCCCUGUCCACUCAGAGUAGUUACGUAGGAGAAGGAGCUGGCCUCAGCCCCAGCACCACGCUGGAGCAAAUGGAUUUCAGUGCCGUCAUGUCAUCAGCCUGUGUCCCAACCCUGACCCAGCCUUCACACCACCCUUCCCCGAGCCUCUUCCUCCAGGCCUCCCCUCAAACAAGCCAGCCCUCCCAGCUGCAGACCAACGGUACUGAGGCAACCCAGGAAUCUGGCGAGGCCCAGGCUUACAUAGGCCUGCCCACGGUGCCAACAGACUCUUCAGUUGCCAAUGGAGACUCACAUACACACCUCCAUCAACCCAGGACAGACCAGCAGGCCCUGUGUGCAAGGAAUGGGAAAGGAUCAGCAGUGGGUUCCUUUCCCCUGACACCGCAGGAUACCACUGUCGACCAGUCAGGCAGCAGAGGACACCAGGAGGUCGGAGGCCUAGACAAGCCUGCUGAGAAUGGGGGAGAGUUACUGCUCAAGACCGGAGAUCCUCGUGAAGCUUAUGCUAGUGUUGACACAGAGCACUACCUCCAACCCACAGAUGACAACGGAGGAGAGGAAGGCGGAGGAGGUGGCGGAGGAGGAGGAGGGGAAAAUGAGAUCCUUUGUAAUGGUGUGAACUUGUCAGGGGCAAGCAGCUCAGUGGUGGCCAGUCCUCAGUCAAUGGCUACAGGCGCAACCAUUGAGGGGGCGCUCUACAGCUCUCCACUUCCUCAGCAAGGUGGGGGGGUGUCAGCUGCAACAGCUGGAGCAGGAACAGCCAUCAGUCUGGAAGGCUUUGAGGCUUCUUUUGGAAGCCAGUUUUCUGAUCUCAUCAAUGAUUUCAUCUCAGUUGAAGGGUCUGGGAAUGGAGUCGGGGCAGCUGUCAAUGGGGUUCUGAUGCCCCAGGAGGGGGCAGCAGGAGAGGAGCAGGGCACAGCAGCAGGCCACUUGCAGGGCUCUGAGGUGGAGCAGGGAGCUUUGGGAUUGCUCCAGGAGACUGGGAGGCUGUUUGGCGUGACAGACUACUCCCCAGAGUGGUCUUAUCCAGAGGGUGGAGUGAAGGUGCUCAUAACAGGUCCAUGGUUGGAGUCAAGCAGUGAGUACAGCUGUCUUUUCGACCAUAUCAGCGUCCCCGCUGCCCUCAUUCAGCCCGGGGUGCUGCGCUGCUAUUGUCCAGCCCAUGACACAGGACUAGUGAUGCUGCAGGUAGCUAUGGGUGGUGAGGUCAUCUCUUCCUCUGUGGUGUUUGAAUACAAGGCACGCGACCUUCCAGCCCUCCCAUCGUCUCAGCACGACUGGCUGUCCCUGGAUGAUACCCAGUUCAGGAUGUCUAUCUUGGAGCGUUUGGAGCAGAUGGAACAGAGGAUGGCUGAGAUAACCAAUCAAAAUCCCAGCUCAGAAGCCAUGGCAACAAAGGGAGGAGGAGUGGAGGGAGGAGGAGCUACUGAUCAGCAGUCUCAAAUCUCUCCUGAUCAGGGGUCAUUCGAAGGUCGUGUGGUGGUGGUGUGUGAGAAGAUGAUGUCUCAGCCGUGCUGGGCUUCUUCUAAUCAACUCGUCCACAGUAAGAACUCCAGAGGAAUGACUUUACUGCAUCUGGCUGCAGCUCAGGGUUAUGCGGGACUCAUUCAGACACUCAUUCGCUGGCGCACAAAGCAUGCUGACAGUAUUGACCUCGAGCUGGAAGUAGAUCCUCUGAACGUAGACCACUUCUCUUGCACUCCAUUGAUGUGGGCUUGUGCUCUGGGCCAUACUGAGGCGGCAUUGGUGCUUUACCAGUGGGAUCCAAGAGCUCUAGCUAUUCCUGAUUCACUGGGACGCUUGCCGCUAAACAUUGCCCGAUCCCGGGGCCACACUCGAUUGGCUGAGCUCUUAGAGCAACUGCAACAUAGUCCUCAAACUCAGGGCCAGCCUGCGGACACUUGGAUGGAUAGAUGGAGAGGAGAGUCACAGACCGGUGGGAUGAACAACAGCCCCAGCCCUAACCCAAACUCAGAGCUGAGGAGAACCAGGGCAGGAAGCAAGCCAGACAACCAGAGCCAGAGCUGGAGCCAAACAGAACACAGACCCCAUAAGGGAACCCAGGGAGAACAGGGAGGUCCACCCCCAGCCAAGAGGCUCAAACCCAACCCAGAUUCACAGCAACAGCUAGCUAACUCGAUCUCUGGUACCACCCCCCUCAACUCCUCUCCAGGUCCUAAUCCUCAACGGUCUCCCCUCUCUAAGCCGCUACAGACUCAACCCACGAACCUCAGCUGUCAGAAGGCACCACUUACCAGGUCCAGCCCCAGCCAGCCUCAGCUUCCUAGUGCCCCAUUCUCCCACCUGCAGGCCAGGAUAGGGGGAGCUGGAGGGGGCAGCAGGUGGCGUCUGAGACAGACUCUGGGGCAGCGUAGCCUCGCCAGGAAGAUUCUAGGAAAGGAGCGAUUGGCCGUUCACCUGCGUCAAAGAGUGCUGUCUGACAGGGGAGAGGAAACACAGCUGUUGACCUAUCAGGAUAACGCAGAUGACUUGCAGAUGGACAUCACAAUGCUAGCUGAUCACAUUGUGGAGGCUUCAACUGGCAGACUCAAGCAGGAGGUUAUUGAAGCAGAAAUUGAAUCCAGGAAGGUUGGGAUCAGCAGUGAUGUCAGAUUACUGUCUGGUUACCUUGGUGAGGUGGAAAGGUUUCUAAACUCCAAACCUCAGACUCCCAGCCCCAAGCCAAACUCUCUCUCAGGGCCAGAGGAUCAGCAAAGUCCUCAGGCUAAGCAAGCCCCAUCCUCCCCCUCUGAGUGGACCUCCUUUCUUUGUGCAGCUAUGAAGGAGGAGAGGUUGAAAACAGAUUCCUCCUGUCUAGCCAUGACUGAGGCAGAGCAGGGAGAGCUGUAUGAGACCAUCAGGCAUGCUCUGCACUCCCUCAGAAAACACAAGGGUCCCAUUCAGGAACAACGCAAAGAGAUUGCAGCAGUGAUUCAGCGCUGCUAUAAGAGAUACAAGCAGUAUGCACUUUAUAAGAGGAUGACCCUGGCAGCCAUCUUGAUCCAGAGUCGUUUCCGGAGUUUCCAUGAACAGAGGAAAUUCCAGCAGAGUCGUAGAGCAGCGGUCCUCAUCCAGCAAUACUACCGCUCCUACAGACACUCUCUCAGGCACGUCUCACACACGCACACACACAAAGGGAAUAAUUAUCUUAUGUAUAAUCUCUUACCCCUCAUCUCUGCCUGCAGCAGCCUCCUAACUAAAAAACAGAACCAGGCUGCUCGCAAGAUCCUGAGGUUCCUGCUCCGAUGCCGCCACAGCCCCUUGAUGGACCAUAGGCCUCUGAAGCGGGGCCAGAGAGCAGAGAAAGGCCAGGGGUCCUGAGAGCCCACCACCAGGCCCCGCACAGAGCCCCCUCAGCCUGUGAGCAAUCUAUGUCCCCCUUCAUCUUCUCCUUUUUCUGUCUCUUCUCUUCUGCCCUCUCUAAACUCCCUUCCCUUUCCUGACCCCUUUCCCUUGCUUUCUUCUUUCCUCGUCUCCCCUCUUUUCUCUCACCCCUCUCCCCUCUUCUCUCAAGAUGAAAAAAAAAAAACUUUUCCCAGACAGACUGAGGACAGGAUAGGUGUCCAUCAUGGCAGCUCAGACAGACAGACUGCUGGGCAGAGCCCAGGGACCUGGCUCUGCCCACAGCACUGAUCCUCCUCCCCAGUUUCACUGGGAGGCCAUCACAUUAACCUCAUGGCAUUCUUUGCACUCUUCAUGGGUAUGUUUCUUUGCAAGAGCAAGUCGACGAGUCAAACCAGAGAAAACGAGGAAGCGCCCGACAACGGUAUACCGCUGUUCACGGCGGCGGCCGGAUGCACCGAAAGGCUCCCGUAAUGAACAGCUCGCUCGAGAGAAAGGCUACUUUGACAUGCAGAAAACAAACAAAACUUGCUGCGUUUUGUGUCCGAACAAAAAUCCAUGAAAGAAUAAGAAAAACAUAAACCAAAAAACUCACUUCUGUGUUGCAUUUGCAUGCAAGGUUUUUCGCUUAUUCCUCCUCUCCAUCAAUCCCGAAGAGCUACAGUCGCAAAUCAUUCUGCUGAUUUAGUAUACCACAGUAUCACCAACCACUCUGACUCGCAGGUGUGCAAACCUAUUACUCAGUCACCCAAUCAAAAAGGGGAGGAACUGCACUUGAAUGUAAGAGGGGCAUUGUUAGAUAAAGGGAUGGGGUCUGAAUAACGAUGUCUUAAUUUGUUACAUGGACUUUGUAUGGAGUCGUUCUCAGAGGCGGCAUUUUGCCCGCCCGAUGUGGUGUGUCCGUGUUUGUUCAAUUCAAUGCAUGUGUUUGAGCUACGAGCUCCUGCAUGCUUGCCAAAACUGCUUUAGUGUUGUUUCUUUUGUAUUUCUGUGUAAUUGUGUCUCACUUACGUCCUCAUCAACUUAUCCUUGCCCUGUGUAAUGUGAACUGUGUAAGGACAACUUACUUAUUUUGGGUGCUUUUGUUUUGUUUGUUUUUUUAAAGGGAAAAAAAACUUUAUUUAUUUAAGGGUCUGAUUAUUUAUUUAAUUGGCUCAAGAGUGGUUGUAGCUCGAGGCUGGUUUUUUUCCCCCCAUGUGAUGAAAUGCGACAUGUUCCAAUGGUUAAAUGUCUCUGUUAGUUUGUUCUUUGCGUGAACCUCUAAAUCCUAUCUGUGGUUUUGAGGAGAGAGUCACAUACCAUUGCCUUGACUUCUUCUUGAGUCUGAGAGGUCUCUAUGCUUGCUCUGUACAGGACAUGGGUCCUAUACCUGCCCCUAUACAGGGCACUGGUCCCCAUAUUAGCCCAUACGGGCAAUCAAAUCCAUAUUUUGGACUAUUGCAUAUUCCUGUAUAUAAACUGACGAGGUAAGGGGAUAUGAGGACCCUGAAACUUUUUCAUAAGAGGACUGUAUUUAAGAUUAUAAAUUAUUUUACUCCCAUAAUGAGAACUUAAGACAGAGACCUGGGUACACAGGAUGGCUGUAUUGCUUGUAAAUAAUGUAGAUAAUACAAACGGAUUAACGUGCAUGAGAUUUAAGACAAAGAAACAGCAAAAAGAACAUGUUAGUGGCUAUGGACUGUGAGAGGAUUUUAACUGCUUCACUUUAAGAGUAUCCAGUUAUAAGUGUUACUGAAAAGAACAUUUUGUUAAAAAGCAUGCAACUUGAAAACUCUAAUGUUAGAAUUAUAAGUGGGAAAAACAAAGUUAGCUGAAACAACGAUCUUUCAGACAAAACAUUUACACUUUGUGCUUUUCGUUUCUUGGCUAGCAAAAAUUAAACUCCUUUUUGCCAGUAGUGCCAAUUAUUAUGAAUGCUAUUUUGCCUAACAGUAUGUUACGUUGGCGAAACCAACGCCCAAAAGAUAUCGGUAAGAUCUACCGAGGCAACACGCAGACAAUAAACCGCAGAAGAGAUGUAGUGCCAGCGCAGCCGUAGGCCUCCUACAAGUUCUGAAGUUUGCCCAAGGCAGGCUUACGUAUAGGUGACGAUGCACGUGGGGAAGUGAUGCCAAUGGCGAUGAUGAUCGUUUAAAUGUGAGUGCAACGACUGACGAUCCAAAAGAAAAGGAAAAAAAAAAAAGGGAAGAGGGCACUACAUUCUUCACAAUGUGGUUGUGCUUCAGCAGCAUACUAGCUUUUAUUAAGAUCAUUUAUCACACCUACAGCGGAUCCAACCUGGCCUCCAGUCUAAGCUUUCCAUCCUCAAACAGAAUGUCCUUCCCCGUUUUGGUUUUGACAUAUCAUUUGACUUCUUUUCUUUUCUCCUCAUUGUCACUGCCAUAAUUAUACUACAUGUACUUUAGACUUAUGGAAAGCUCUGUUUAGAAAGUGCCUGCUCAAUAACAGAAAAGUGCAAAAUAAUAUCAGGAAGUAUCUUAUUGUGUGUCCUCUGAAAGGUUUCCAGUUAACCUGUUUGUUUUUUCCUAAAUUGUGUGUUUUCAAAUGAAUCUGACAGUGUUAAACUUGACCUUAGUCUAAGCUGGAAGCUGUAAUUGGGAAUGUGGUGUGAAUGAAUGCUCAUGGCCUGAUUGACGCUGUGUGUUGCUUGCUCGGGCGAAUAAUUACACUAUUGCUGUUAAGUCCUACUUUUUUUGUGCGUUUUUCAGUAAUUAGAAGGGAGAAAACCGCUGAACUCAGCCUCCGUGUACUAAAGUAUGAAAGGCACAGUCACGAGUCUGUUCGCCCUCCAAGAGGAAGCUGUGUUUUCUUUCACUUUGUCUGCUUUUCCCCUACAAAGAAAAAUAUUUUACAACAUUUAAACAAAAUCAUAACUGGGCUUUUUUUUUCCUCAUAGAGGACAAAAAUAUCUUUCACACACACUUCCUUUCUUUGUCUUUCUCCCUGUCUCACAAGGAUGUGCAUAGACACAUAAACGCAAAUGUACACACAGGUGCAAAAAUAAAACGGCCACACGCUUUCUCUCUGUGCUUAUGUCUUCGGGAACAAUGAAAUCUCUCCCUUAGAUUUUACUCAGGGUUGAAGAACAGGGAGAUGGUAUGUGGAGUGCAAUGACUGCUGGCACAGAGUUGUAACACUGCAGGUGACAGGUUGUGUACAUUUGGGUGUGUAUGUGUACAUAUUUGAAUGUGUCGGGGAUACGUCAUCCACUUGUAUCCACACUCUUUAUAAUAGUCUAGAAGCAGCAAAUGUGAUCUGUUUGCCUUAUCUGAGAAGAGAGUGAAAAACACGCUUAAAUAUGAAUUCCAUUCAAAGCAAGUAAUAGGAUAGGAAAAAAAUACUUAUGCAUUUGCUGUAGUCUUAAACGCACAAGAUUCUUAAUAUAAGAAAUUCAUAAGUGAUACAAAAAAUAGGUAAUGGCCCCUGAACACCUGAAAAACAAAACAAAACAAAAAAGUGAAAAGAGAUAGCAGAUUGUGAGAUUAACAGCUGGAAGAUAUCGAUUGUGUUCCAUAUGUUUUCUGAGGUUUCAUCAUACUGAGAGACAACCAUGGUUUGGACAGUGCUGUUAGGAGCGUUCAUACGGUAUCACAUGAAUAACUUCUUAAACUGCCCUUCCUCUCACAUCAGCACAACUAAAAGACACUGCUUUGAACUCUUUUAUAUAACAGACACACAUGAACAUACGCACAUACACAACAACUUCUAAAUGCUCAAGCUUACAGACCACACGCACACGCAAAACUGAACACACAGAUUGCAGAAAAUCCAUCAAUAUGCUCACGUUUUUGGAGAGGAUGGUGACUGUAAAAAGAUUAUGUAGAGUAGAAGAAGUAAAAAAAAUAAAAUAAAAUAAAGAAAUAAAUACAUAAAUAAAAAUAAGAAAUGUUGCCAUAGUAAACAGCUGGUUAACAUGUGCAGAGAUGGCCUCUGUUCUCUUAAGUCCGCCUAGAAAUGAAUGGUAUAUAACCUUUCAGGCCUUGUUUUGAGAGGGCGUGGCCAAACACCACAUUGCAUGCUAGAAUGGUAGUCCCUCAUAGAUAAUCUAUGGCUAGACCUCUCCUUGCCUUCCUCUUCUUUCACUCCCCCCUGGCCCUCCCCGCUCUUCUCCCGCUCUCAUCUCCUGCUGUAUUCCCACCUUGCCUGCUGUUGUGUUCUCCAUGCCUAUCUCAGUCUCUCAUUCCUUUUUAUUUUGUAGCCUAGUUUUUAACUUCUUUUGUUUUACGAACAUGCAUGCACAAGCAUCACUAAAUUGUUGAUGUUUUAAAAAGAAUAUUUUGUUGCUGAGGCCAUGCAAAGUGUUUUGAAUAUUGCCCUUAUAUGUGGAAAAUGUCUUCUGAAUGCUUUACAUAAUUUCUGCUGUAAAAUGAUAUCAGAAUAAAAAAGAAAAU